AUGGCUCUGAUUAAUUCCUUUCUUAUUCCACCUACCUACAGGUACCACCUGACCUGGCCAAACACCAGUCCAAUCCCAGCAGAGACCACCUUACAUCCCACCACUGCCCUCCAGACCACCCUUCCAGCUGACAUCCAGCUCCCCACCAUACACAGCGGCCCCACUCAACAGGCUGUUUUUGUGGGUGAGACAGCCAGCUUCCUUUGUGAGGUGUCCGGGAAGCCACAACCAGAGAUCACCUGGGAGAAACAACUGAAGGGCAAAGAGAACACCAUAAUGAGACCCAAUCAUGUCCGAGGGAACGUCGUGGUCACUAACAUUGGCCAGCUGGUCAUAUACAAUGCGCAACUUCAGGAUGCCGGUAUCUAUACAUGUACAGCCAGAAACGUUGGGGGAAGUGUAUCGUCACACUUUCCCUUGGUAGUGAUAAGGAAGGAGGCGAAAGGUAGGAAUGCAGAGGGGAACAGUACCAAGCUGCCAUUUCCAGCUGAAGAGUGCCUUAAGAGUCCAGACACAGAUGACUGUGGAGAAGAGAGCAUGAGCUGGUACUAUGAACCAAAGAGGAACAAUUGCUUCACCUUCACCUACAGUCAGUGCAAUAAAAACCGCAACCAUUUCGACACCUACGAAGCCUGUAUGCUGUCAUGUGGAGGAGAGCUGGCAGCUCCCUGCAGCCUACCGAGCCUCCAAGGGCCCUGCAAGGCCUAUGAGCCUCGCUGGGCUUAUAGCAGCAGUCUCAAAAAGUGUCAGUCCUUCGUGUAUGGAGGCUGUGGCGGCAACGAGAACAACUUUGUGUCCAAAGAAGCCUGUGAAGAGAUGUGUCCCUUUCCGAAGAACCACAACUGCAAGGCAUGUAAACCUCGAGCCAAGAUGGUCACCAGCUUCUGCAAGAGUGACUUUGUGAUCCUCGGGCGUGUGACCGAACUGACAGAGGAGCAAGAGUCAGGCCAUGCUUUGGUGACAGUGGAGGAGAUCUUGAAGGAUGAGAAGAUGGGUCUGAGGUUCUUUGGCAAAGAGCCCCUGGAGGUGACACUUCUGAACAUGGACUGGAACUGCCCCUGCCCCAACGUCACCACAGCCGAUGGGCAGCUCAUUAUCAUGGGAGAUGUUCAAAAUGGGAUGGCUGUCCUGCAGCCUGAUAGCUUUGUAGGCUCCUCUAGCACCCGCAGAAUCAGGAAGCUUCGUGAGGUUGUCCACAAGAAAACCUGUGAUUUCCUUAAAGAUUUCUCAGCUGUCCAGUAGUCUUUUAAAGUCUCACACUCACUGAACGUCUGUUAAUGUUGUUUUCUGAUUAUUCCAAGCUCCAGUGACCUCACCAGUCUGAUCGACUGCCAGCAAACAUAAAACAAGUAACUUAUCUGUGACGUUGGAGGUUUUGUUGCCGGUUUCAGGUGCGUUUCUUUACUUACUCUGUUUCUUCUUGUUCAGCAGAUCUCAGAAAAUCACUCCUCGUAGUUCACACUCUUGCCUCUGAUCAUUUGUGUCAUCAGUUUUCAUUCAUAAUUUUGUCACAGAUGCUGUGUCAAAACUGUCCUUACAGCUCUUUUUGAAAUUAGAAUCAAGCUUAAGCAGUUUUGAUGUUCGCACCUAGGGCACACUGUCUGGAAAAGGCAGGUAGAGUAAUUAGUCACAAGCAUUUACCCUGUACAAAGUAUUUAAUCUCUGCAACUGUUUACUAAAAUUGCAUCAUAGAUUUCCCAUCUAUCUAAUAUCAUUCAUUUAGCGGUAUGUUUUAAUAUGAUUGCUUCAUUUGUUUGACGUUGUGUAACCUCUGUCCGGAGCCCUUGAGCUCACAGUAUUGCAAUUUAAAGCCUCAGUAUAUUUACCAGAAUCAGAUAAGCUCUUUGGUUCCAUAUUUUUGCGGAAUCUAUUUUGAUAAGUUUUAAACGUUCAGUGUGUUGGAUUUAGGGGGAUAUAUUGGCAGAAAUGGAAUAUAAUAUAUAAGUAUGUUAUCUUUAGCACCUGCAAAUAAGAAUUGUUGUGUUUUUGUUACCUUAGAAUGAGCAGUUUAUAUCUACAUAGGGAGCGGGUCCUCGUCCAUGA
Messenger RNA from Epinephelus lanceolatus (giant grouper), 2043 nucleotides. Lineage: Eukaryota; Metazoa; Chordata; Actinopteri; Perciformes; Serranidae. The record is from RefSeq and is a predicted model, not a curated record.